Messenger RNA from Colletes gigas, 2016 nucleotides. RefSeq lists its product as uncharacterized. Lineage: Eukaryota; Metazoa; Arthropoda; Insecta; Hymenoptera; Colletidae. The coding region runs from base 1 to 1893 and encodes 630 amino acids. The transcript is spliced from 3 exons. The record is from RefSeq and is a predicted model, not a curated record.
AUGGCAGAGUAUUGUCACAGACUAGUUUUAUACUUGACUUUCGUGAGAAUUAUGAAUAAAAAUAAACAGUUAACGACGAAAUGCAGUGUACAACACAGAAAUAAGAAUAUAGACAACAACGAAGAAGCACCGGUCAAAAAAAUUAUGAAACUCGACAGAGGAAGCGAGUCGCCACAAUAUUUUUCCGAUUCACGUGUUUCCGGGUAUAGCACUCCUAUUCGAAAAAAGGUUCAAUUAAUCGAUUUAGAAGAUUCUCCUGAACUUGAUUAUCAUUAUAGUCCAAUUUCGCUUCCUUGUACUCAAGAGGGGGGUAAUGAAAUUGCGUGGGAUUGGCAAAUUUCUGCUGGCAAAAAUUCCAGCGAUAAGGCUAAACUGCAAACCAAUCAGGUGGAAACUCCUAAACGAACCAAACAAUUGCAAAAGAAACGAAAUUCUAAUUCUCCUUUAUUGCAAAAGCCGCUUAAAAGAAAACAGGUGAAAAUGGAAAACAUAGAAAAUAUUGGGAAACUGACAGCUGAAUUGAAAGCACUAAGCGAGAGAAUGAAAAGUAUGCAACAGAGUUGUGAAACUGAAAAUCAUAAUAUUGUAAAAAACGACACGAGCGAAGAAGAACAUGAAACCGUAUGGAUAGAUUUGUGCAGUGACGAUAGUGACAAUGCGAACCCACAAGUCUGUGUUAAUAAUGACAAGUUAAAAGUAGAUACCAUUAUUAGUAGUAGUAAUAAUAAGAAGGAUUCAAACUAUGAAGACUUAUUUGAUGACUCGAUCGAUGAUUCCAUGAUAAAAUGUACUCAGGAAAUUGAGGAAAAGUUGAAUUUGUGUAAGGGUAAUGGAAAUGAUGCAGUGGAAUUACUUAUAGUGAACAAAGAGAAAGAUUUGUUUUCCGUAUCUGAAAAUGAGGCAUCGUGUUUGACAACAUCUAGUAAUUCUUCUAUCUCUAAGAGUUCUUCAUUGGUUAAUUCAAGCGGUUGUUUAAAAACAUAUUCAAACAAUUUGAGUAAAGUGAAUUUUACAUCUAAUAUUUCAGUUUCAAGUUUGAUAGAUUCGAGUUUCCAAAAGUCAUAUUUAAAAAAUAAUGUGAUAAAUGCAAAAAAUGGAAAAUGCGUGUUUUCAAAGUUGCAAAAGGAAGAUGUAUCAAAGAUUCCAGACGAUUCUUUUGACGAUUGUUUAGCAACUUGUAUGGAAGAUGAUAAAUUAAUGUCUAAAUUGUCAGAAUAUGAUUUCAAUGUUUCAAAUGCAGAUUGCUUGAGUAAUUCUAGAAAGGUUCCUAAAAAAUCUAUUUCUAAUAUAAUAGAUAAUAAACAAGAUUGUAAAAAUUUUGCUCCAAAAGCAGUAUGUCCUUCUCAUAACAAUGUAUCUGUCGAACACGAAAAUCCUAAAUGUAUUAUUACCAAUGAUCUGAAAGAGAUCGAUGCUACAGAUUAUAAAGAGGCAAUUGUAAAAUCUUUUGCUGACAAAACUACUUUAGAAAGUAGAAAAUUCUUUAAAACAAAAAGUUUAUCAGAUCACUUUUAUCAAACCAAAACCUUUAAUUCGAGAAAUAAAAAGAGUAAACCUGGUGUAUCGCCUCAAAAACGAUUUCCAUCAAAUUCAGGUAGUUUCGCACUAAGUACUACUCCUAUCGUAAAAGGUCAGAAUCUGCAUGAGAAGAUUAAUAACGUCCCACAAAAAGCGCCCGGUAAUUGUUUUGUAAAACACAAAUCAACUAGUAAUUUAUGUAGUACGGAAGUGGUUGCGAAAGAGUCCCAACCUAUACAGUGUACUCCCGAAGAAAUAGAAAAAAAACGAUUGGAAGCAAAGAUGAAACUAGAGUCAAAACGGAAAUUACAACAAAAUACAAAAGUAGCUAGUACUCGAAUAGAGAUUCCGACGUUGAAGUCCGUGAAAAGGUGAUAGUCUUUGAUAAAAUAAAUUGAUGAGACUACUUUCAAUGAUGCCAUGUUAUAUUUACAGUCAUACGAGUGCUUAUUACACAUAAUACUAUAAUUUCAACUAUGUAUUAUGUUAAAAUAAUUU